AAUAACCCCCAUGUUCCUGAAAGUCUGAGACACACAUCUUUGUGCUUGCUUUCUUUCUUUCUUCCUUUUUUUUUUGGGUGAUUUCAAUUUACAGAGAAACAGCUUCAAACUCUUCUCAACAAAUUAUAUAAAUACACCCAAAUGCCAUUCAAUUUCAACUAAAAUAAGCACAAUUAGCAUAAUCCCAUCAAAUUUUUUUACUUUUCUCUCUCCUAAUCUUUAGAUCUCACUGAUUUUUGUUUGAUCCCUUUAAUUUCAACUCUGAUCGCUGGUUUCUGCUUACCAGAUUCGAUUUGACUCUUUGAAUUUUGUUGGGUUUGUAUUUUUUUCUUUAAUCGAAUCGAGACACUGGACCCAAUCAUGAAUCCCUUUUCGUCAGGAACCCGUUUGAGGGACAUGAUUCGUGCUAUACGCGCUUGUAAAACGGCAGCAGAAGAACGUGGAGUUGUCAGAAAAGAAUGUGCAGCUAUCCGCGCUGCCAUUAGUGAAAAUGAUGCAGAUUACCGGCAUCGAAACAUGGCCAAGCUCAUGUUUAUUCACAUGCUUGGUUACCCUACACAUUUUGGGCAAAUGGAAUGCCUGAAGUUAAUUGCCGCUCCUGGAUUUCCAGAAAAAAGAAUAGGAUACCUGGGACUUAUGUUACUUCUUGAUGAAAGACAAGAAGUUCUUAUGCUGGUUACAAAUUCUUUAAAACAAGAUCUCAACCACACAAACCAGUACAUCGUGGGACUUGCUCUUUGUGCUCUUGGGAACAUAUGUUCUGCUGAAAUGGCACGUGACCUUGCUCCAGAAGUAGAGAGAUUGCUUCAAUUUCGGGAUCCAAAUGUUCGCAAGAAAGCAGCACUCUGCUCAAUCCGGAUUAUAAAGAAAGUCCCUGAUCUGGCGGAGAAUUUCAUAAAUCCUGCCGCUUCUUUGCUCAAAGAAAAGCACCACGGAGUCCUGAUAACUGGAGUCCAACUCUGUACGGAUUUAUGUAAUAUCAGCAAAGAUGCACUUGAGUAUUUCAGAAAGAAAUGCACUGAUGCUGUGGUGAAAGUUCUAAAGGACCUUGUCAACAGUCCAUAUGCUCCAGAGUAUGAUAUUGCUGGAAUUACAGAUCCUUUCCUCCACAUCAGAUUGCUGAGAUUUUUGCGUGUUUUGGGUCAUGGUGACGCUGACGCUAGUGACUGCAUGAAUGACUUACUUGCGCAGGUGGCAACAAAAACAGAGUCUAACAAGAAUGCGGGAAAUGCAAUCCUGUAUGAGUGUGUGGAAACUAUUAUGAACAUUGAAGAUAAUAGUGGUUUGCGUGUACUAGCCAUUAAUAUUCUUGGAAGAUUUUUAUCGAACAGGGACAAUAACAUUAGAUAUGUUGCCUUAAAUAUGUUGACGAGGGCUAUAAAUUUUGACGCUCAAGCAGUACAGAGACAUCGAGCGACGAUCUUAGAAUGUGUGAAGGAUUCAGAUGCUUCGAUCAGGAAAAGGGCUCUUGAACUUGUGUAUCUUCUAGUGAAUGAGAGUAAUGUAAAGCCUUUGACAAAAGAGCUAAUUGACUAUUUGGAAGUUAGUGACCUCGAAUUUAAGGAGGAUCUUACAGACAGAGUCUGCUCCAUUGUUGACAAGUUUUCACCAGAUAAGAUUUGGUACAUUGAUCAAAUGCUGAAGGUUCUUUGUGAGGCUGGCAAUUAUGUGAAGGAUGAAGUGUGGCAUGCUCUUAUUGUUGUUAUAAGUAACGCUGUCAGUCUCCAUGGGUAUACGGUUAGGUCCCUUUACAGAGCUCUUCAAGCAUCAACUGAGCAGGAAACUCUAGUCAAAGUGGCAGUUUGGUGCAUUGGAGAAUAUGGUGAUAUGUUGGUCAACAAUGUUGGGAUGCUAGACACAGAGGACCCAAUAACUGUAACCGAAUCUGAUGCAGUGGAUGCAAUUGAGAAUGCUAUCAAGAGUCACAACUCGGAUGUUACCACUACAUUAAGCCUAUGGGAGACGAAGUCCGGAUCAAUCCCGGUACCUACAGAUGAUAUGGUUCAUACAUCCAUAUUUGGGAAUGUUGCUCAAGUUAACUUUGAGGUUGGGUAUGAUUUACAAGCAAAAAGGGUAUCAUUUGUUCCAACAGACUGCACCAAGUAUUAA
Chenopodium quinoa (quinoa) is the source of this 2109-nucleotide messenger RNA. Its product is annotated as AP-1 complex subunit gamma-2-like. Lineage: Eukaryota; Viridiplantae; Streptophyta; Magnoliopsida; Caryophyllales; Amaranthaceae. Bases 361 to 2109 code for a protein of 582 amino acids. Gene Ontology annotation, cellular component: AP-1 adaptor complex; membrane coat. Gene Ontology annotation, biological process: receptor-mediated endocytosis; Golgi to vacuole transport; intracellular protein transport. The transcript is spliced from 13 exons. Gene Ontology annotation, molecular function: clathrin-cargo adaptor activity. The record is from RefSeq and is a predicted model, not a curated record.